AUGACGUUUUUAUCGAAUGAAAGCCCUGGAGUUAAGGCAGAUCAGAAGGUAUUUUGCAGGCCUGCUAACCUUUGCGCGCAGAUUCUGCCUGGCUUGUUCAUUGGCAACUUUAAAGAUGCCCGAGAUGUAGAGCAAUUGAGUAAGAAUAACAUUACGCACAUUCUUUCAAUCCAUGACAGUGCCCGCCCUAUGCUCGAGGGAGUGAAGUAUCUGUCUGCUGACUCACCCUCGCAGAACUUGGCAAGGCAUUUCAGAGAGAGCAUCAAAUUUAUCCAUGAGUGCCGGCUUACAGGUGAAGGCUGCCUAGUUCACUGCCUUGCAGGUGUCUCCAGGAGUGUAACAUUGGUGGUGGCCUACAUCAUGACCAUCACAGACUUUGGUUGGGAAGAUGCACUGUCUGUUGUCCGUGCAGCGAGAUCCUGUGCCAAUCCUAACAUGGGCUUCCAGAGGCAGCUACAGGACUUUGAAAAACACGAUGUUGAUCAGUUCAGGCAGUGGCUGAAAGAAGAAUACGGGGAAAACUCUUCUCAGGAUCUGCAAGAAGCCAAAAAUCUUCUGAGCAAAUAUAAAGAGCAGGCAGAGUUGCAGCAGAAUGCUGGAGGAAGACAGUGGAAUAACAACUUCUCAUCUGUGCCGUCUCUCUCAUACAGCAAUUACACAACAGAGACCUAAUUGUAGGAGGUUGAUUUUUUCUUCUUUCUACCUUUGAAAAACAUCUUGCCAUAAUUUCCAUCCCAUCUUCAAGACUCAGCAGUAAUCAUGCAAACAGUUGAUUUGUAGAAAGCUUCUUGAUGAAAAUACUACAUUGUGUGUGUGUGUGUAUGAGUGUGUUUCACACAGUUUUAUAAUUUGGGCAGGAUCAAGCUCUCUGGACAUGAUCCAGUUCCUGUGGCUGAGCCAGUUUGUCAGCCAGCCGCAGCUCUUAUCCCCUUAUGCCCACAUUGCCUGGCAUUUGCUGUGAGGUUAGCUCAACUCCUUUCAUUGUAAGCUAGCAAAGGGCUCCGAGAGAUGAAGUCUGGUGAUUCAAGCUGUGGCAGUUUGACAUCUCUGCACUAUUAAUGUGGCAAAAAUGUUAUUGCACCUGAAGAAGGGAACUCAAGUGUGUGUCUCUGCUGCUCCUGUUCACAGUCCAGUGGCAAGUAAUACUGUGGGGGUGGGCUUGAACUUGAAUGCUAGGCUGCAAACUGGAGCAGGCGAGAUACGGGUACACACGUACCUUUCUACCAACAGUAGCAUCUAGGAGAGAAGUGGGACAGACAGCUCUGAGUAAUAACAUCUUCAACUGCCACAGUUGUACUUGCUUCAGUGCACGUGAGACAGAGCUGUCGGUAGAACUGCCGC
Charadrius vociferus (killdeer) is the source of this 1341-nucleotide messenger RNA. RefSeq names its product dual specificity phosphatase 22 (gene DUSP22). The transcript has 8 exons. Gene Ontology annotation, cellular component: cytosol. Gene Ontology annotation, biological process: protein dephosphorylation; transforming growth factor beta receptor signaling pathway; regulation of cell population proliferation. The record is from RefSeq and is a predicted model, not a curated record. NCBI's taxonomy places the organism in Eukaryota, Metazoa, Chordata, Aves, Charadriiformes, Charadriidae. The coding region runs from base 1 to 672 and encodes 223 amino acids. Gene Ontology annotation, molecular function: protein tyrosine/serine/threonine phosphatase activity.